AUGUCAGAUAAGUUUGGAUCAUAGAAGUAAUAGAGUAGUGUCUCUGUUUUCUAUGAGUAGAUUGUUUAAGAAUAUCAAAGAUAAGAGUUGGCCUAGAUGGCUACUCUCGAUAAGAUUGCUGAAUCUAAAAGUGGCAAGAGUAAGAAGAAGUAGAAGGGUGGUAUGGCUAGCGCUGUGUCAAGUACUGAAAAAAUCAGAACUUGGACUGAGCAUUUAAUAGAUCAAGAGGACCUAGCAAAACAGUUGGAGACUGUUACAAAGGUUGAUCCCAUGGAUAAAGAAUAUCAUGGGUUGACAGAGCAUCAAGCUCUGGAGGCCUUGAAGAAGUGGGGACCUAACACAUUGAGUGAGAAGAAGGGAUUACCUUGGUAUCUAGAGUUUCUACUAGCAAUGACUGGACUGUUCAACUAUUUACUAUGGUCAGGAUCUUUACUUUGCUUCAUUUCAUAUGGAGUGCAAGAGGAUAAGUCCGAUGCUUCUAACUUGUAUCUUGGAAUUGUGCUAGCAUUGGUCAUUAUUAUCACUGCUAUUUUCUCUUACUCAUAGACUAGUAAAUCUGCUGCACUGAUGGCACAAUUCAAAAACUUCAUUCCUCCUAAGGCCUAAGUCUUCAGAGAAGGAAAAAGAAAGGAGAUUAAUGCUGCUGAGCUAGUACCAGGUGAUAUCGUCUUUAUUGAUACUGGUGAUAACAUUCCAGCUGAUGUUGUCCUUAUCAAGACUAGUGAGAUGAAAGUUAACAAUGCCUCCUUGACAGGAGAAUCUGAAGAACUACUUAGAAUUCCAGAGGAAAAGGCAAAGAAUAUUUUUGAAUCUCCCAACGUUGGAUUCUUUGGUACUGCUUGCACCAGUGGAAAUGGAGUUGGUAUUGUAUUCAAGACUGGAGAUCUUACUGUUAUUGGUCAAAUCGCUAAUCUUGCAUCAUCUGCAGAGACAUCAGAAACACCACUUUCUCUAGAAAUUGAGAGAUUUAUCAAGUUUAUCUCAACAAUUGCCGUAUCUCUUGGAGUAAUUUUCUUCAUUCUGGGAUUCAUCUAUGGAUACGAUGCUAUUACAAAUCUCAUUUUCAUGAUUGGUAUUAUUGUGGCUAAUGUGCCAGAGGGUCUUUUGGUUACUGUUACAGUAUGUCUAGCUCUUACUGCUAAGAAAAUGGCCUAGAAAAUGGUCUUGGUUAAGAAUUUAGAAUCAGUCGAAACACUAGGUUCUACAUCUUGUAUAUGCUCAGACAAGACAGGUACUCUAACUCAAAACAAGAUGACAGUAUCUCACUUAUUCUAUGAUUUUGGAAUGGUUGAUGCCUCAAUAAGUUAUGACAGAUAUCUAGCUAACAAAUAAAUUCAACUUGGCUAUAACAUCAAUGAUGUUGGAUUCAAGGAACUUAUGCAAGCAGUUACUCUUGGAACAAAAGCUUCAUUCUAAUACAUGCCAACUCCAGAUGAUUUGAAAACUUAACUUGCUAAGAUGAAGAAUAAGAAGUCAGAUCAUUUCAAAAAUCAUAUUUUGACUGAGGACGAGAAAAAGAUCACGACAGAAGCUUUACUAAAGGCAGAAGCUGAUUAACCAGUUACAAACAAGAAAUGUAUAGGAGAUGCUUCAGAAACUGGUUUAAUUAAGUUCAUUUAACCAAUGUUUGACCUUGAGGAUUAUAGAAGAAAGUAUCCAGUAUUUACAUUCUAGUAAGAUGGUAAACCAACUGAAACAAUGAUUCCAUUCUCUUCUGAAAUUAAAUUCAACAUGUAUGUUAGAGAUAUGAAUGAGAAUGAUAAAAAUCCACAACAUGGUAAUGAUGGACUUAUGCUUGUUAUGAAAGGAGCACCUGAGAGAAUUCUUAGCAGAUGUAGCAAAAUUUUGAUCAACGGAGAGGAAAGAGAAUUCGAUGCUGCAGCUAGAGCUGAAGUUAACAAGGCAAAUGACUAAUUAGGAAAGCUCGGAGAAAGAGUCCUUGCUUUUGCUAGAUACAAUCUUGAGCCAAAGAUUUACACUAAGACUCCACCAUAUCCAUUUGAUGUGAAAGGAUGGAAAAAGUGGAAGGAUGUAACUGAGAGAGAUGAAAACAUUAAGGGAUGGUUCCCAAUGUUCAACCUUACUCUCGUUGGUUUAGUUUCCUUGAAUGAUCCUCCAAGACCAAGAGUUGAUAUGUCAGUAUCUAAAUGCAGACAAGCUGGUAUUAAAGUUAUUAUGGUUACUGGUGAUCAGCCUCCUACAGCUGCAGCCAUUGCUCACAAAGUUAAUAUUAUCACAAACCCAGCUCUCGAAUACAACUAUCUUAAGGAUGAAAUGAAAAUGUCACCAGAAGAAGCUUGGGAAAAAUGCAGAGCUAUUGUCAUUCAUGGAGAUUUAUUGGCUGAAAAACACGCUUAAGAAGAAAACUUAGAUGACAUGGAUCCAGAAAAAGGAAGAUUCCUAAUUGAGUGGAUUAGCAAACCUGAGGUUGUUUUUGCUAGAACUACCCCAUCUUAGAAACUUUUGAUUGUUGAUGCUUGCUAGAGAGCUGGCCAUGUAGUGGCUGUUACUGGUGAUGGUGUGAACGAUUCCCCUGCUAUUAAGAAGGCUAAUAUUGGUAUUGCAAUGGGUAGUGGUUCAGAUGUUGCUAAAAAUGCUGCUGAUAUGCUCUUGCUCGAUGAUAAUUUUAGUUCUAUUGUAAAUGGAGUUGAAUAAGGUAGAGUCAUCUUCGAUAACCUUAAGAAAUCAAUUACUUAUACACUCUCAUCAAAUAUUCCAGAGCUCGUUCCUUUCAUAUCAUUCAUUAUAGUUCAGAUACCUCUCCCACUAUCAACUAUUCUCAUUCUUUGCGUUGAUAUUGGAACCGAUAUGUAUCCUGCCGUUUCUUUUGCCUAUGAAUAUGCUGAACUAGAUAUCAUGGAGAGAAUGCCAAGACAUUCAAAGAGAGAUCAUCUUGUGAGUGCUAAAUUGCUAAGUUUCGCUUAUAUGUAAACUGGGUGUUUAUAAACUGCAAGUGCUUUCUAUACUUAUUGUUAUGUAAUGAAUGACUAUGGUAUUAGACCUGUAACCAUGAUGUUUUUAGCACUUGAAAAGGGUUACUUCCCACAUGAGAAUGAUUCAUAUGAUCCAAAUCUUCCAAACUUUGGAAAUACAUAAUAUGGAUACGAUAGAACAUCAAUUUUCUGGGAUGGUAGUUUGGACUCCUAUGUGGACAUUAGACUUUUCUAUAUACAUAGACAGAGAAAUGAAUGGUCAAAUUGUAGAUGGGAUCCUAAAGACACAGAUAUUCCUAGAUUCUGGAGAAUUUCUGAUGUUUCCGAUACUUAAAUCUGUUAUACUACCGAGGCUCAGAAAUACGGAUAAGGUGCAUUCUUGAUUUCAGUUAUCGUCUCUCAAUGGGCUAAUUUACUUAUCUGCAAGACUAGAACUCUAUCAAUAUCUCAAUAGGAAUUAGGAAAUCAAGUAGCCAACACUUCCCUCAUAUUUGAAACUGCUCUUAUUAUCUUUAUCAGUUAUGUCCCACCACUAGAAGUUGGUCUUGGAACAAGAGCUGUUGCCUGCUCACAUUUUGCAAUCCCAGGAAUGUCAUGGUUUAUGAUUAUCUUCUUCUAUGAUGAAGUCAGAAAGAUAUACUUAAGACAUGGUAUAGAUAAGUCUGAAAAAGGAAAAAUUAAGUAUACAGGUUGGAUUGCUAGAAACACUUUCUGGUGA
Messenger RNA from Stylonychia lemnae, 3651 nucleotides. Lineage: Eukaryota; Ciliophora; Spirotrichea; Sporadotrichida; Oxytrichidae. The record is from the annotation of a GenBank genome assembly.